AUGCCCCCUCCUCCCAUGGACCCGGCCAUCGUCUCGUCGCAGCGCCCCAACGCCGUCUACACCCGCGCUCAGCUCCUCGCGCUCCAUGCCAGCCCGCUCGUCCCCGCCAAGCUCGACGGCAUGAAGGACCUCGCCGACUGGCAUGGCGACUUUGCCGAUCCGCCUUCGCCUCCGACGCAGCAGCGCCACGGCCUUCCCGCCCGCACGUCCGACCGCGCCGACCGCGCGCCCGCUCGCCGGCUCCACAACGACGCGUCCAACUCGUCGCCGUUCGCCAACUUUGGCCGGUUCGGCGUCGACGGCGGGCUCGGCGAGGCGCUCGAGAGCGGCAGCAGUCGGCGCAGGGCGCGCGGCGGACUCGGCGCCGAGCGCGAGGCCGACAAGGACGUCGCGCCGCACCUGCGCGGGUCGACGGGCGGCCGUGCCGGCGGCGAGCCGAGCAGCCCGACCAAGGAGCGUCGCGGGUUCGACCUCGGCGGCGAGCGCGAGCGCGGCGACAGGCUCAAGGGCCGGGUCGCUGCGGGAGAGGGCGCUGCGAGGGGUUACCGCGAGCUGAGGACGAGGGACGACGUCGAGCUCGCGGCGGGGCAGUCGAAGCGGGACGCGCGCAGGGGUGUCGGCCCGGCCGACGAGGGUGGCUGGAGGAACGUCGGCAUGAGCAGGGAGGAGCGCGAGAAGCGGCUCAUCCGCAACCAGGCGCCGCCAAGCCCGCACGCUCCCGCCGAGCCAGGCCGUCGCGACCGCGACCGAGGCGAGCGCGGUGACCGCGAGCGCGGCGACCGCGACGGGCCCGCAGGCCGGUCAGGCCGCCCGGCGUGGAUGGACGACGACUCGGCGGCGUCGGGUUCGGGCUCGCCUGGCGGCUCGUCGCCGGCCUGGAUGGACGCUCCGGCGUCCGGCAACCUGUCGUUCGACGGGACCGGCCACGUCCGCGACGGCGAGGACAAGGCGGCCGCCGCGCGCGACAAGCUCGCCAAGUCGCCGCUCUCGCCGCUCUCGUCGUUCGGCUCGGGCGCGGGCAAGAACGGCAUGGACAGCCUGCAGGCGUUCAAGGCGCAGAUGAAGGAGCGCGAGCGCAAGGACCGCGAGCGCGAGCUGCGCGCGGCGGGCCUGCCCAUCGACGACGAGCGCCCGGCGUCGUCGUCGGCCACCGAGCGGCCCGCGCACGAGGCGCCGGCCGCCAAAUCGAUCUUCGAGGACCUCGGCAUCGCGCGCUCGUCGCAGCCGCUGCCCGGGCUCGGCCUCGAGGGCAACGCUUCGGCGUCGCCCGCCGUCGCCGCCGAGGGCGGUCGCGGGUCGCGCUUCGCCCGCUUCUUCGACGGCAAGCCUGCCGGUCAAGCGUCGCCACAGCAGCAGGCGGCGCAGCAGCCGCCGGCGAGCGCCUUCAGCUCGCUCCUCGGCACCGCCGCGAGCGCGAGCGAGGGCCCGAGCGCGCCCGGCGGCGUCGGCGGCGGCGGCGGCGGCGGCGCAGGGCCGACCAAGGAGGACUCGGACAGCAUGGCGCGCCUGCUCGGCAUGCUGCAGGUGUCGGGCGCAAGGAGCUCGUCGCCGCUCGUCGGCAAGGACGCCUCGGCGUCUCCCGCUCCGCAUCCCGCCGUGUCGCCGUCGCCGCUGCCGUCGCAGGCCCCGUCGACCGUCGCGUCUCCCGCUCCGACGAGCACGUCGGGCAGGACGGUCGAGGAGGGCCGGGCCUCGAGCCGGUUCAACUUCUCGAGCAAGUCGACCAUCGCCUCGCCCGCCACGCCUGCACCUCCUGCGCCGCCCGGGCUCCAGUCGCCGUUCCUGUCGGCCCCGGCCCCACCUCCAGGCCUCGGCCACGCGUCGCUGCAACAGCAGCCGGCGGUCAGCCCCGCGCCGUCGCUCUCGCGCUCGCCUCAGCAGCCUCGUCCCCAAGGAGGACGCGCGCCGGCCGUCAACGGCGAGCUGCCGCACCAGGGCCACGGCCCGAACGGCAUGUCGCCUCAGUUCGCGCCGCAGGGUCCGCCGAUGCCGCCGCCGGGCAUGCCGCCGCAGUUCUACGGCCAGCGCUUCCCGCCGUCGAUGCCCGGGCAGCUCCCGCCCGGCAUGGCCCCGCCGCACUUUGGCUUCGCGCCCGACGGGCGCCCUCUUCCUCCUCCGCCGCACCCGGGCAUGCUCCCUCCCUUCACGUCGCCGCCCCUCGCCCGCCCCAACGGCCCGCUCUCGCCGCCCCUCGCGAGCCCGAACGGCAUCUCGCCCAACGGCGGCCCCGGGCGGCCGCCGUUCUUCCCGCCCGGCGCCUCGCUCCCGCCGCAGAUGAUGUUUGGCCCGGGAGGAGCGAUGGCGCCGCCGCCGGGCGGCAUGCCCUUCCCGCCGCCGCCGCCGCCGCCGCACCACCUGCAGGGCCGCAUGCCGCACCCGCCGCCCAUGUUCACCGGCGGCACCAACCCGGGCGCCGACCUCAUGGCCCUGCUCAACAGCGGCUCGUCGGGACAGCGCAUCGGCGGCGACGGGCCGCCGCAGAGGCCCAUGUGAGGAGGCGCGCGCGCUCGUCGUCGUCUUCGUCGCUUUCUUUCCCUCUCUCUCCCUCCCCCCUUUGUCUCUCUUUCCUCUCUCUCUCGUUCCUAUCCUCGUGCGCGCAAUGUCAAGCUUGAUGUCUGU
Messenger RNA from Rhodotorula graminis WP1, 2619 nucleotides. RefSeq lists its product as uncharacterized. Lineage: Eukaryota; Fungi; Basidiomycota; Microbotryomycetes; Sporidiobolales; Sporidiobolaceae. The transcript has 4 exons. Bases 1 to 2493 code for a protein of 830 amino acids. The record is from RefSeq and is a predicted model, not a curated record.